AUGGACAAUAGCUUGGUUGAUAUGACACGUGCUGAAGCAGAAUUUGGUCAGGUCCAGCUCCAGAUGAGCAAAAUCUCUGGUUCAAAAAUACCUGCAUUGGAUUUGACAGAUAAGGAAGCACAAGCUGAUGAGGGCUUUGACUUGUUGGACUAUCUGCGAAGUGAGCACCAGGGCAUGGAUUCCCAGGGAUUUCCUCAUAAACAAAUUCGCGUCAUCUUUUCAGACCUUGGUGUUGUUGGAAAGGAUCAGGAUAGAAAACACAUUAAGACCUUCCCCGAUGCAGUCAAAGAUCAGCUGAUCUUACCCUUGGUGAUCAUCAAUAGGUAUCUUAAGAAACAACCAACAAAGAUGAUCAUUUCUGGUUUCAAUGGCUUUGUCCGUCCAGGUGAGAUGUGUUUAGUAUUGGGUCGACCUAAUUCAGGAUGCACCACAUUCCUCAAAGUGAUUGCAAACCAGCGGAUUGGUUUUACAAAGAUCUUGGGCACUGUCAAAUAUGCAGAAAUUGAAGCCCUGGCAAUGGCCAAAAAUUAUAAGGGAGAGGUUGUGUAUAAUCCUGAGGACGAUGUGCACCAUCCUACACUGACUGUAGGCCAGACGCUGGAGUUUGCUCUCCUAAUAAAAACACCCGCUACGCAACUCACGGGUCAAACCAAAGACUCUUACAGAGAACAAGUGCUAGAUUUAUUGCUGCGGAUGCUUGGCAUAUAUCAUACCAAAGAUACCUGCACCUUAUUUGUUGUUUUUGUUUUUUUGCGGCUUUCAGACGUCGGAAACGCGCACAUUCAAGGUGUAUCGGGCGGUGAACGGAAACAUGUGUCCAUAGCUGAGAUGAUGGCUACCCGAGCCUCAGUUCUAUCUUGGGACAAUUCAACUCGAGGCCUUGACACAUCCUCAGCGUUGCAAUAUGCAAAUUCUUUACGCAUCUUGAGUCAAGUUUGUCAAAAAACAAUGUUUGUGACACUGUACCAAGCAGGCGAGAGAAUUUUGUCUCAUCAACAAAGGCCACCAAACAUAUUUUGGCCCGCCUCUGAGGCAAGAAACUAUAUGAUGGGGUUGGGAUACAAGGAUACACCUUGGCAAAGUACUGCAGAUUAUCUGACCGGCGAAACUGUACCACAAACACCUGAGGACAUGGAAAAAGCUUAUCUCAGUAGCAAAAUUUAUCAACAAGUGCAAUCCGACAUAAGAGCCUACAACACUGACUUGCGAAUUCAUACGUGUGACCAGGAAGAAUUUUUUCGCGGGGUUGAUCACGCUCGUUCAAAAUUCACUUCAAGACGAUCCCCAUACACAGUUUCGUUCUACACUCAAAUUUGGGCUUUGAUGAUUCGGGAAAUCCAAUUGAAACUUCAAGACAGGGUAGGAUUGAUCCUGAGCUGGGUGACGACUGUGGCCCUGUCAAUAUUUGUUGGAAGUUUGUUCCUUUUCUUGCCUGUGACAUCCUCCGGUGCUUUCACCAGAGGUGGUGUACUGUUUCUGAGUGUACUGUUCAACGUAUUUGUUUCAUUCACAGAGUUACCUUCUCAAAUGAUUGGCUGUCCAAUCAUGUGGCGACAGACCUCCUUCUGCUUCUAUCGAGGUGGUGCUCUUGCCUUGGCCAAUAUUUUUGCAGAUGUCCCCUUCUCUAUCUCAAAGAAUGCUGUAUUCUGCACAAUUCUAUACACAAUGACUGGGCUUGUCAGAAGUUGGGCCGCAUUUUUUACCUUCAAUUUGAUUGUUUAUAUUACAUCAAUCACCUUGAGCACCUUCUCUAGCUUCUUGGGUGCAAUCUCAUUCAGCUUUGAUACUGAAGGCCGUACAGCAAGCAUAGUGGUGAUGACCAUGGUGAUGUACAGCGGGUAUAUGAUCCCCCAAACUGCUAUGCGGUGUUUCUUGGUUUGGGUGUGGUACAUCAAUCCCAUCAACUAUUCUUUUGUGGCUCUUAUGACCAAUGAAUUUGGUCGCCUCAAUCUUUCUUGUGAAGGAAGGUCCAUCAUUCCAAACGGCCUGGGAUACCCACCUUCUCUUGGUCCAAACCAAGUCUGUACCCUUCAAGGUGCUCGGCCAGGUGAGCCUGUUGUAAGAGGGGAAGAUUAUAUCCAUGCUGCAAACAUGGGAAUAGAGAUCAGUUUCUUUUUACUCUUCCUAACUUUUCUUUUCUUGGCAUUGGAGAAUUCAUCUAAGGGUACAAGCACUCCAUCAAUAAUUUUGUAUAUAAAAGAAAACAAAGAGAGGAGAUAUCUAAACAACCGUUUACGCUCUUGUAAGAAAGACACAAAAACUACUGAAGUACCCAAACAGGAAUACAGGGUAUCAAUUGAGACACAUCUGUCUUUCACAUGGGAGGCCUUGACAUACAAAACUGGAAAGACCACUUUGCUUGACGUUUUGGCAAACCGGAAGACUGAGGGCAUGAUUGGAAGUGAUAUCUGCGCAUCAGGAAUAGCUGUAGGACUAGACUUUCACCGGGGAACUGGCUAUUGCGAGCAACAAGAUGUACAUGAGUGGACGGCCACGGUCUGCGAGGCAUUCAGGUUCUCGGCUUACUUGCGGCAACCGACUCACAUCUCAAUCACAGGGGCCAAAAUCGAUGCUCACAACUAUGAAAAAGACACAUUUGUUGAGGAGGUAAUUCAAAUCCUGGAGAUGGAUGAUCUUGCUGAUGCCGCCAUUGGAUUCCCUGGGUUUGGACUGGGAGUGGAGGCUAGAAAGAAAGUGACAAUUGGUGUUGAACUUGCUGCUAAACCACAAUCACUUCUCUUCCUUGAUGAGCCUACCUCUGGACUUGAUGCGCAAAGUGCGUAUACCAUCAUCCGGAUUCUACAAAAUCUAACAGAGGCCGGACAAGCAAUUCUAUGUGCAAUCCAUCAGCCAAAUGCCCUAUUAUUUGAGAGCUUUGAUCGACUUUUACUUUUGAAGCAGGGAGGUAGAUGUGUGUAUUUUGGUGACGUAGGAAAAGAUUUGCAUGUAGUACGAUCUUACUUGGAGAAGAAUGGAGGUCGGUGCCCAGAUGACGCAAACCCAGCAGAGUUCAUUUUGGAAGCAAUUGGCAUAGGGAAUGCCCGUCAGAUGGGGGGCAAAGAAGAUUGGGCAGAUUGGUGGUUGAGAAGUGAAGAGUAUACCAAAACCCAGUACAAGAUAACACACUUGAAACAGAUUUUGAAAACCGUUUUGACUAGGACAAACCGUGCUUAUUUCAGAAACACGGAUUAUCAACUUACCAGACUACAUAACCACAUAUCUAUAGGACUCCUUGUUGGGUUAUCUUUUCUAAAUCUUCCCAACUCAGUAGCCGCUGUGCAAUACAGGAUAUCUUCUAUCUUUGUUGCUGGAGUCUUGCCAGCUUUAAUCAUCUCACAAGUUGAGCCUUCUUUCAUAUCAGCUCGGCUGAUUUGUGUACAAGAAUUAUCUUCAAAAACAUACGCACCAGGGGUCUUUGCAAGAACCCAGUUUUUGGCUGAGUUACCGUAUUUGACAAUUUGUGCAGUGUCUUAUCACCUACUUUGGUAUUUUUUGACUGGAAUGAAUCCAUCAGCAAAUCUGAUAUGGGUGUGGGAAAUCUUCUCCGUUACCCUUGGCCAAGCUAUUGCAGCACUCUCGCCAACCAUAUUCAUCGCAUCUCAGGUAACCGCACCCCUAUGCCUGGUGUUAAGUUUGAUAUGUGGAAUAAUGGUACCACAGCCAGUGAUGCCAAAGUUUUGGAGAUAUUGGCUAUAUGAUUUGAAUCCAUAUACUCAACUUAUCUCUGGACUGGUUGUGAAUGAGCUCCAUGAUUUGGAUAUCCGUUGUUGUCAGGAUGAAUUCGCAAUAGUUCAACCACCUAUUGGUAGUACCUACAGAGAAUGGCUCUCGUCCUUUGUAGCUGCUGCUGGUGGAUAUGUGAAAAACACUCAAUCCACAGAAAAUUGUGCUUAUUGUCAGUAUUCCAUUGGUGAUCACCAUACCUUCUUGACUUCCUUGAACUAUUCUUACAGAAAUCGAUGGAGAGAUUUAGGUAUUAUUCCUAUCUUCUGCGUCUUCAAUUUUUGUGUGACAGUAUCUGCAGCAAAGUUUUUGACCGUCAGAUACGCUAAAAGAUGA
Molecule: messenger RNA, 4059 nt
Organism: Melampsora larici-populina 98AG31
Lineage: Eukaryota; Fungi; Basidiomycota; Pucciniomycetes; Pucciniales; Melampsoraceae
Exons: 34
Coding region: 1-4059 (1352 amino acids)
Biological process (GO): transmembrane transport
Cellular component (GO): membrane
Molecular function (GO): ATP binding; ATP hydrolysis activity; ABC-type transporter activity
Source: RefSeq, a predicted model, not a curated record